Messenger RNA from Blastomyces gilchristii SLH14081, 7561 nucleotides. Its product is annotated as cell wall biogenesis protein phosphatase Ssd1. The transcript is spliced from 7 exons. Gene Ontology annotation, molecular function: RNA binding; 3'-5'-RNA exonuclease activity. Gene Ontology annotation, biological process: mRNA catabolic process. NCBI's taxonomy places the organism in Eukaryota, Fungi, Ascomycota, Eurotiomycetes, Onygenales, Ajellomycetaceae. Gene Ontology annotation, cellular component: exosome (RNase complex); P-body. The record is from RefSeq and is a predicted model, not a curated record. The coding region runs from base 2042 to 6175 and encodes 1377 amino acids.
UGGGGAUAAUACAAUAUACAAUAAAUGAAAAAGUCAAAGGAACGGGGAAAAGCAAGGUUCUGGGUUCGACUCUGGGAACCAAACUCUCAAUGGGGACCGCCAGAUGGGCACAGGAAUGUGAAGGAAGGUCUGGAAAGCUUGGGGGCUUUCUGACCCUUGGUUGACAGAUGGAGAGCGAGGAGGGUUGUCUAGGUAUAUAACGGCUACAUGGAGCGUCCAGAGUGGAGUGACGGCUGAAGUAGGUAACUUUAGCAAAGAAGGUUUUCGUAGUUCUACGGUUACAAUUUUUCUGGGAGUAACGUGCAUCAUACCCAGGUAGGUAGCUCGACAAGGGUGGUGAUGCUGGUAAUGGUGAUAUGGCAGUAUGGCAGUUGGCAAGCCAGAAGAGCGGCAAACUUUCCGCUGCUGGUGUUGGUUAGGGCUUCUUAUUUCAAUAUUGUAUGUUUUUGUGCUAUGUUGGAUUAAAUAUAGAGCUCAGAGAGCUCCAGAGCUCCAAAGCUUACCGUUAGCAGCAAGCUCCGUCUCUUUCCUUUCCUCCUUGUCUUUCCCCUUCCGCUCUUAUACGUAUCUUUUUUUUCUCUUCCCUUUUCUUCUCCUCAUACACGCCGUCUUGAAAGCAGAAAUCUCUUUCUUUUCAUCACUUCCAACCCACGUCCAUUCAUCUCCUCCACGCCCAUUUUGCCCGCCGGCCUAUAGCUGUCGCUUUUAUGCCCUGGCAAGUCGCCACCUCCCCUGUCAGCUCUCUCGCAGCAUGUGCACCAACCUACACCUAUCAAACCUCGUAGCUAUUUGGAAAAGAAACACACAUCGUCGAUUCAAUAACUGUUACUAGCUCUCUCUCUCUCUCUCUCUCUCUUUGUUUCCGUCGAUCUCUCAACACCUUCAUCUCACCCUCCGCCCCUAAACUGGGUUCGAAAAAAAGCCAGGUGUCUCCAAACGGACCAGUGCUGCAAUAUAUGAAACCUCCACUAAACAACCACGACCCCGAAAACACAUCCUAUCCCCCUCCCUCCUUCCCUCCCUUUUGAGAAGUAAUAAGUAAUAGUAAGGAUCAAGGACGAGGCAACGGAAGAUCUACAAACGAAUACCUCAACGCCCAUCUCAGACUACUAGGGUGAUAUUUGCAUAAGCGAUACCAGAGCAGCUCCUGGCCUUGGGUUAUUCCUCUCUACAUCGAAUUCCAGUCAACUUCGAGCAACUUUUCAACUAUACCUCUCCGCCUAUCGUUGCUUGUCUGCAGCAACCUCUCCUAGGUCUGCCGGCGUAAUCACCAUCUCGCCGUCUCCCCGGCCGUCAUUCUCGUCGUCUUCUUGACGCCUCCAUUCGCCCUUCUCCUCGGUCUCUCCUUCUAGCCACCAGGUGCUCGUCCCCUCCUUCCUCCUCUCGGCUGAUUGGAAAUCGAUAAAUAAAAACAAAAUUAUAAUCUGGAAACACAAACAAUCACAAGAAACAACAAUAACAAUAACAAGAGCAACAAAUAAUAAUUUGGUUUAAAAAACAUUUCCCCAACUACGCUGCUGGGUUCUCGAGCCUCUCCUUUUUAUCCACAGAGACGAGAUACUUCCACUUCUACAACUGCAAUACUUUUUUGCCACCCCACCCUGCUCCUAUCCAUUUAUCAUAUUUUCGAGACUGUCUCUUCCCUCUAGUGAACCUUUGGUCUACAGGUGGGCCAGCUUCGAAAUACUCAUUGCUCAAAAAGCUUCGUUCCAUCGCUUGAGUUGAUAUUCUCUCUUGGAUCAGCCACGUCGCCUCAAAAGCUGCACACCAAGCCUCGUUAAGCAUUGGCUAGCAGCCCAAGUUCUGGUCAUUAGCCGUGGUUUAGCCUCCCUUUAUCCACAUCGAUUCUUUUUCUUGCCGACGCAUCGUAGCACCCACGCUCGCGGAAGUUAACUCCUAUAUAAUAUUCUGUACGACAUAAUCUAAAGCCCUUGUGCUUUAUCAAUCUCAACCAUGGAUCAGCAAGGCCAGUCCAUCCCCGGCCCUGCCGGUAGACGCCUGCACAUUGCCCAUCGGAGAAGCCCUCAGAGCUUACUCCCUAAUGAUGGAACAACUAGCUUUACAACAACAGAUUGAACUACUCCAACAGCAGCAGCAGCAAAUUGCUGCCACCCAUCAGCAAUACGUCAACAUGGGGCUUUUGCAACCGCAACAGUCUCUCCAACAUGUGGCUGCCUACUCGCCAACCAUGCAAACUCAGGGGCUUCCUGGUGUUACCCAUAAUAAUUUUCAGUUUCCCCAAUCUCAACAACAGCAGCCACAACAUAUGGGCGUACCCUUAAAUACCCAAAAUCAGCCCUCCCACCGGCGUAACCAGUCUGCACUUCCAAACGUUGGCAUGGGACCCCCACCUGCGCCUUCUUCGGGUGCAGCCGGUUCUAAUUACGAUUAUAACCUUGGUCAAGGUCAAGGUCAAGGCCAAGGCCAGGGCCAGGGUUCGUCUAAUCAGAAUCGUGAGAAUGGCCAGCCAUCUCGUGGUCGUGGGGGUGCUCCUCCUGGAGGUGGCCAUCAGCGCCGUCAUUCACUGGCUCUCCCCGAAGCGAGAAAAGCAGCUGAACUCGCCCAGCAAAAAAGGACUACAUCUGGAUUCCAAUUCCCAAUUCCAGGUGCCUCGGGUGCUUCUAGCACGUCCAACCAAGGUGAAGGUUCUCCCACUGAAAAGCCUUCCCAGCCUGCCUCGUCCUCCCCUCAACCUCCCCAAGGAUUAGGUGUUCAACGGGCUGGAAACAUUCGAUCUGGUCCCCAUACGCGUAGUCAGUCCUUGGCCAUGGGCAGCGGCCGCAGUGGUGGAACUUCGGGUGGCAGAGGUGCUGGCGGGUUCCAGUUCCCACAAUCAAGUGAGGGAUCUCCAGCACCGGAUUCUUCUCGACGCUCCAGCCAGCCAUCGCAUGGUCGAUCAGGCUCCCGAAACUUCGAUAGCAACUGGCGUCAACAGAAUACAAACCAGAAUCAAGGGCAGGACCAGCAACGAGCUCCCAUGGGAAGCUUUGGCCAACAGCAAGGUGGAGCCAACUUUCAACCAGGUCAUCGCACACGUGGGUCCGUGAACCAGUCGGUCGGAUCACUUGGUUCCUUCCAGUAUACAGGUCAACCCCAGCUCAUCCAGCUCCCUCAGGGACAAGUUGUCAUGGCACCCCCGCAAAUGUUUGCUGGUCAGCAUCUAAAUCCUCUUCAAAUUGCCCAGCUUCAAGCGAUGCAAGCAAGCGGUCAGCUGAAUGUUCAAAAUCUAGGUCUGCAAGCCACACCUCAGCAUGUUGCCCCCCAGCUGUCUGCUCAGCAACAGCAGCAGCAACAGCAGCAACAGCGUAAAACACUUUUUACCCCAUACUUGCCCCAGGCAUCACUGCCUGCUCUGUUGAACGACGGUCAACUGGUGGCCGGUGUUUUGAGAGUCAACAAGAAAAAUAGAUCCGACGCUUACGUUACUACGCCUGACCUUGAUGCAGAUAUUUUCAUUUGUGGAAGCAAGGAUAGAAACCGUGCCCUUGAGGGUGAUCUUGUUGCUGUUGAGCUGCUGGAUGUUGAUGAAGUAUGGAGCCAGAAGCGAGAGAAGGAGGAGAAGAAAAAACGCAAGGAUAUCACGGAAACCAGGAGCGGUAGCACCGCCGGGAUGGAUAAGAACGCUCGAUCUGACUCUAUUACCAAUGGCGAUGCUGGACAAAUUGCGCCCGAUGGAAGUAUUCGACGACGAGGCAGCCUCCGCCAAAGGCCCACUCAGAAAAAGAAUGAUGACGUCGAAGUUGAAGGUCAGAGCCUCCUUCUCGUGGAGGAAGAUGAAAUUAGCGAUGAACAUAAGCCACUCUAUGCUGGUCAUGUUGUCGCUGUGAUCGAACGUGUUGCUGGCCAGAUGUUUGCCGGCUCUCUCGGCCUUCUUCGGCCCUCCAGCCAGGCUACCAAAGAGAAACAGGAAGCAGAGCGACAGGCAAGAGAGGGCGGUCAUUCUCGUCAUCACCAUGACCGUCAACAGGAGAAGCCGAAGAUUGUGUGGUUCAAACCCACUGACAAACGUGUUCCUUUAAUCGCGAUUCCAACCGAACAAGCUCCCCGCGACUUUGUUGAAAAGCAUGCUGACUACGCCAAUAACAUAUUUGUUGCGUGCAUUAAGAGGUGGCCCAUCACAUCUCUUCAUCCAUUUGGAACACUCGUUGAACAACUUGGUGCCAUGGGCAACUUAAAGGUGGAGACGGAUGCCUUACUCAGAGACAACAACUUCGCCUCUGAUGAGUUCUCUGAAGCUGUGUUGAAGAAUGUUGGCUUCGAGAAAUGGUCCGUAAAGGACGAAGGCGAAGCCUUGCUGGCUAAUAGGAGGGACUUCCGGGAUGAAACCACUUUCACUAUCGAUCCCAACGGCUACAAGGAAUUGGACGACGCCAUCCACGUCAAAUCACUCUCUGAUGGGAAGGUGGAAGUUGGCAUCCAUGUGGCAGACGUCGCUCAUUUUAUCAAGAGUAACUCGCUCGUUGAUAGAGAGGCUAAGAAGCGUGGUACUGGAGUAUACCUUAUGAAUCGUGUGGUUAACAUGAUCCCGCCUCGCUUGGCGACUGAAAUAUGUUCGCUUUUGCCUGGCGAAGAAAGAUUAACCGUCAGUGUCGUCUUCCAAGUGAAUUCCGCCACCGGCUCCGUGGAAGGAGAACCGUGGAUUGGAAAGGGGGUAAUCAAGAGUUCAGGGAAACUCACGUACGACGAGGUGGAUGCCGUCCUUAGCGGAAAUUUUGAUGUUGAACUCCACGGGGCUACUGUGGAGGAUAUCAAGACUUUACACGAUAUUGCCAUUAAAUUUAGAAGAGCGAGAUCUGGCAAUCGGUCCUCCAAUAUACCAGCUCUGCGACUCCUCUACCAGCUUGACGAUGAAAAUGUCCCAGUCGAACAGAACAUUUUCGACACCACACCGGCCCACGAACUCAUUGAGGAAUUAAGCCACAAGGCGAAUUCCUUUGUCGCAAAGAAACUCCUGUCUGCUCUUCCGGACAAAGCAUUCCUUCGCCGCCAGGCACCACCUAACUUCCGACGGCUGAAGACUUUCGUUGACCGGAUGACGAGACUGGGUUAUGACAUCGAUCCUACUAGUAGCGGUACACUCCAGACCAGUCUCUUCCAAAUAGAAGACGUUGAUAUUCGCAAGGGAAUGGAAACACUGCUUCUGAAGGCGAUGCAGCGUGCGAAGUAUUACGUUGCAGGAAAUGUGACAGAGGAUCAGCGACAGCACUACGUUCUUAACUUGCCUGUAUACACUCACUUCACCAACCCCUCUAGGCGCUACGCAGAUAUUAUCGUCCAUCGACAACUAGAAGCAGUACUCUCCAAUGUUGAAUGUACGGAUGACGUCGAAAUUCUUACCAAAACCGCUGAACAAUGUAAUAAUAAGAAGGAUUCUGCUCAGACUGCUCAGGAGCAAAGUGUUCACAUCGAAUCCUGCCGCGUUAUGGACAAGAAACGAAGUGAGAUUGGAGGUGACCUGAUCAGCGAGGGUAUUGUCCUCUGCGUUUACGAAUCUGCUUUCGAUGUCCUCAUUCCAGAAUAUGGCUUUGAGAAACGUGUCCACUGUGAUCAGUUGCCAUUAAAGAAGGCCGAGUUCCGUAAGGGGGAGCGGGUUCUCGAGCUAUACUGGGAGAAAGGUGUCCCGUCAUCCGCUUACAUUCCUGAGGAUGAGCGCCCCAAAGCUGCCCAGAGUACACGUGCUGCCAAUGCUGCCGCCGCCGCUCGUGAAGCGGAGGCUGCAAGGGAACGAGCUCGCGAGCGAGAGGAAGCUCAGCGGAAACAAACGGACACCGGUACAAUCUCAACUGAUGAUGUUGACGCUCUCUUUGACGACGAUGAGGAUGAAGACGACGAUAUUUCCGAGGCCACGGAGAUGGCUGCAGGCGUCUCGCUUAACUCCCCAGUGGAUCGGUCUACUCAAAGCAUGCCUCCAUCUCCUACAAGGAAUGGCCACGUCCAGCAGACCCCUCAUCGCACUCGUUCAGAUCCGAAGAUCGCAAGUAGCACUGUUGAAGCUCCCGAAACCAAAUUGACCAAUAAAGAAAAGUAUCUCAAGCUUUUCAAGCUGCGGGAGGAGGAUGGUGAAUAUAUUCAGGAUGUCACUGAGAUGACUAGGGUGCCAAUCAUUCUGAAGACAGAUCUGACCAAGAGUCCACCGUGUCUCACUAUUCGCUCCGUAAACCCGUACGCUCUUUAAAUUGGCAACACAAUUAAGGAUACGUUCGAUAAAACUAUAUUUUUUUACAAUCCGCUCAUCCACUUAUUCUAUCCUUAUUUAGCUCAUUGUUAUUGUUACUUCCGAAAUCGAUUAUCUAUUCGUGUCGUGCGCGUCUAUUUUUUAUGCAUCUCUUCCCAUGCAUUUAUUCCGACACUCUCCUAUCGCUGUGGCGAAGUGUCACUCCUUUGUCGAAGCACAGUUAUUGAAGAAGGAAAAGAAUAUAUAUAUAUAUAUAUUGAUUCUAGCGACUUAUCAGUUCGGUUACUCCUUGCCCGCGCCCCUUUCUAGUUCCUAGUCAGCAUUUGAUUAUACAUUCAUUUCCAUCGGACCCUACCCGACUCGAUCGUUAGACUAUUACAGGGACUCUCACCUGUCUAUGUUGUCAUUGUGCCUCAAUAUCCACCCCGCUACUAGGCAUCAUAUUGGACUGGUCAUUUUCAUUUUUUAUCGUAUUGAAACGAGCUUUAAAAAAAAUAUUCAUGUCAGCGGUUCUAGCCUGUUGUGGCUAUGGAAUGGAAAGCACAGGCGAGAAGGGAAGAAAGAAAGGAAGAAAAAUUGUUUAUUUUCGGAUCACGUCCCCUUUUUCUAGAUUGAUUGAAACAGGGGAAAGAGGUUGUUGCUUUUUACAAGAUUGUAUUGAUUGGUUCCAGCAUAUGCUCUCUGAAGGCAACGGAACAGUUUGUUGUUUGAAGAGGGAAACGAAUGGAAGUGAAAGGGAUAUCAGAUUGAGAUGAGUUGAGAAAAGAAGGACUUAUAAGUUAUGCUCUUAUCUGUUUUCAGUGUCUUGCAUUUUUAGUUUAGCGUUUGUGCUUCCUUUUUCUAGGUUAGGAGCUGGUUUUAUAUUUACAUUUUUAUUUUCUAAUUUUUAAAAUUAUUCUCUUUGCACAAGUUGUGCUACUAAUCAAAGAUAGAUUAUAUUUAUAUAAAGCUCUCUCUGGACCGUGUUUGAGACACUCCCGAUAAUAACACUCACUUGUUAGAGCUCAUCAGGUUGCAAGAAAGAUUGAGCUGGCAUUCAUUCAUUCAAUUCAUGUUUUCUAUCAUAAUCAUGUGUAUCAUAACUACAGUACAUAACCACUUAAUCCGCAAAAAAGUAGAAUCAUCAGCCUCGGCCUCAAAAAGACAAGAGAAGAGAAAGAGACCCAACCCACUUACUCCCCAAAAGAAGAGGCACUCUUCCCUUGAAGAACAAAUACCAAAGGUAGACUAGACAGACAGACGCCCCGCCAAAAAGAGCAAAAAAAAAAAAAAAAAAAAAAAAAACCAAAGAAUCCGACAGAAACGAGAAUAAAGCCAAAUACAAUGAAUACAAUGAGUCGGCGCGUGCCUCGUGAUGCUUGCUGGUGGUGAUAGAGGUGGUAGGAG